AGAAUUAUUUGUCGCUGAUCUAUCAUUUUUGAUAUGAUUCUCGCACUCGUCGUGGACAAAAGGAGAGUUUUAGGACCAACGAGUAAUCAAUGAAGAUAAAGAUUUGACUUGAAACUAUGUCGGAUAAAGGGGUUCAAGCGACAGUUGCCACGACCAGCAAUUCAAGCCCCCACAAUAAACGACCAACUUUUAUUUAUCCUACAGUUUCUCCAGAAACGGUUGUGAUACCAAUAGUGUCCUGUAUCUUUGGAUUUCCACUAUUGGCUUUGUUAGUCAUCUGUUGUUUAAGAAGAAGAGCGAAAUUAGCACGGGAACAUGCAAGAAGACGCGAUAUUGAACACGGUACAUUCUCUAUUAUCACGUACAGCUCAAUACACUACUUAGGCCGUUCAUCUCGAGCUGUUUCGCUUCGAUCGGAGCGCGCAAUGAGUAGAGGAUUUCCAUCGUUAGAACUAGAUACGGUGUUGGAAGAACGAUCUGAUCCGGAACCUGAGGGAACCGUUAUAGAAAUGGUUACACCUGAUAAGGAUUCUGACAGCUAACAAUUAAAUAGGCACAUCCAUUGUGCCGCUGACAGAUCGCCGUUAUGGACGGCAUUAACCCAUGCACACGCACUUGUGAUGGAAGAUCCGGAUAGAUGACAGGACGACAAAGAAGAGCAUUUAGAAGAUCCCGUAAUUCCGCACAUUGUUCCCUUACCAUUUGUACGUGGCCACUAACAAUUUAUCUAACAGAACAUCAUAUGUACUGUGUGCUUCAUAUUUGUGUAAAUAUUGUACAGUUAGAUUAUAUAUAUCAAUGUUUUAUCAGUGAAAACAGAUAUUUAUUUAUUAUUAGGUAAUUAAAGAAAUGGAGAUGCUAUUGUAAACUUGAAUUAUGUAGUCAUACAAAAAAUUGUCAAAUUACC
Photinus pyralis (common eastern firefly) is the source of this 907-nucleotide messenger RNA. RefSeq lists its product as uncharacterized. The transcript has 6 exons. Lineage: Eukaryota; Metazoa; Arthropoda; Insecta; Coleoptera; Lampyridae. The record is from RefSeq and is a predicted model, not a curated record. Bases 117 to 542 code for a protein of 141 amino acids.